This is a messenger RNA of Seminavis robusta, 1137 nucleotides long. NCBI's taxonomy places the organism in Eukaryota, Bacillariophyta, Bacillariophyceae, Naviculales, Naviculaceae. The record is from the annotation of a GenBank genome assembly.
UGGCCAACCGGCUGUGGCCUCGCGAGCUCGCGAGAUCAAGUGCUCACAAUUCUUGGUACUUACCUCUCAAGAAACCCAACCAACCCAACCUUCCCGUGACAAGAACAAUGGCACCACGACGCUCGAUGCAGUUUCCACCGGUUGAGAUAAUCAUUGAUGAAGAUCUGCAGGGCAGCCUUUCAACGUUUGGCUUCAAUUCUCUCUUUGAUGAAUCACAAGCCCUUCUGGAAUGCUCCAGAUGGGAACUUGACUUGAGCGCACAGUCUGAAGAGUCCGCAGCCGACUGUGUAAUGAAGAAGCCAAAACGACAGCAAACAUCCGAAUCCAAGGCAAAUCCACAACCUUCCGAUGUGGCCUUGAAGAUACCAAGACGACAGCAGACCAACGACGGCCAGGCAAUCAAGUCUGCAGCAUUGCAACGACUGGGGCCAACAACAAGCAUCAGGCGCUCACGCUCCGAGGGCAAACCCGUCCGCUGCAAUAACACCAGGGUGCCAAGGUACAUGCGAACCAGCGACCCCGGACCGGUCUCUGUCAAAUCACUUCAACAUUUGCUGGCAACUAUGUCGAAGGAAUUGGAAGAGGAAGAAGAUAUCAAGGAUCAAGACCGCCAAGAUAUGGAGGGCUCGCAUGCGUCAACUUGGCAUGUGCGCAACACCCACAAGCAAAAGACUCCACAGACCGAGCAGACACCAACUGUUUCGUCUCUGCCCCAGGGAAAUGACUCCUUAUUAACAGAUGAUGAAUGCUCUUUUUGCGACAUCGAACACGAGUUCGGUCGUGCUGAUGCUGAUUCCAUCGGCGUAGUACGUGAAGAUAGCGCUCCACCAGCAGCAGAAGAGUCGCAAAACGAGACGGGAAAGGAAACGGCCACAUCAUCAUCCUUCUUGUCUCGACGGAUGAGUUGUCUGAUUUUGAAGGCCCUCGAGACAAACCCGGAACUCUUGCAGGAUGAUGGGAGGAAGCUAAAGGGAUCGACCGAAAACCUUCGACCGAAAAAUCCCCGCGAUAACCGGCCAAGGCUCCCGAAUCGCAGCUUAACUCGUGACGAUCUACGAGGCUAAUUCGCUUGAUACAGUCUUUAGCUACAACUAUCAUGACACCAUUCUACUUUUAAUUAACUUUCAUGUUAUAUAC